UCAGACACAUUACGCGUGUGUCCUUUGGACUUUAUUUUUGAAUUCUGUUCUCCACUUCUAAAGAGGAAUUUUUUCUGUAGCAUCCUAUCAGUAACUCUCAUCUAAAUAAAAUUUCUGAUGCUAACCCACAACUUGAUCUCUACAACAUUAGCGCUAUUUAUAUUCAUCGACUUGGCCGUGUCAAAGUGCGGCUAGUUUAGCACCGAUCGAAGAUCCCGAUCCCGUUAUCAACUGCGAUUUGAUAGACAAUCGUGACGCGUUUUUGACGAUGGGGAGAGAGUUUGUUCACACUUGUAAUAAUUGCAAGAGUCAUGUGGAGACCAGAUACCAUUGUACAGUUUGUGAAGAUUUCGAUUUAUGCGUGAGUUGUAAAGAUAAAAAUGGUCAUCCGCAUCCCAUGAAGAAAGUCCGGAAACUGUCGAUACAGAGGUCCAUUCAAUCAUUGGUGCAUGCUUGCCAGUGCAGAGAUGCCAAUUGCCAUCUGCCGAGUUGCUGUAAGAUGAAGCGAGUGAUAAUGCAUACAAAGAACUGCAAGAGAAAGACGAACGGCGGUUGCCGGAUUUGCAAGCAGCUGAUCACGCUGUGUUGUUAUCAUGCGAAACACUGCCAAGAGACCAAGUGUCUUGUUCCAUUCUGCUUUAACAUUAAACACAAGAUAAAGCAGCAGCAGCUGCAACAACGAUUACAACAAACGCAACUACUCAGGAGACGAAUGGCUGUGAUGAAUAUGAGACCAAGUGGACCAAUGGCAAUGCGGACCGGUCAGCAUACUUCAAAUGUCGCCAUGGGGACCGGAGUCGCGAUGAAGCCCGGCGUCAGCACUUCGAAUUUACCGUCGCCAUAUCAGCCGGGUAUCGGCCUGAAACCUGGUACGCAGACGCCUCCCGCUCAUAUGCUACAAGUAGUGAAGCAGGUGCAAGAGGAGGCCGCGAGACAACAAGCACCACAUGUCAAUUACAGCAAAGUGACACCGGGUUGCGGCGUUGGCGUAGGUGUUGGCGUUGGCGUCGGCGUUGUCGGUCAAACGAGUGGCGUAAUGCCACCACCGCAGAUGCAACGGCCAUUACCAGUACAGAUGCCGAAUCCCGGCACGCAUCUCAUUCCGAUGGAUCAAUGGACGGCAAGCAGGUACCAAUCGAACACGGUAAUGCAACAAAAUCCUAACUUGGCGCGACAGCAAACGCCGCAGCAGAUGCAACAGCCACAUCAAGCUCAACCAGGAAUGGCAAUAACUGCACAAAUGCCGCGGCAACCGGGUGUGAUUGGUGGACAGGUUGGUCUGCAGGCGAGUAAUAUGCAGAAGCAUGCUCUGCAACAGCUGAUGCAGACCCUUAGAAGCCCGCAGACGCCCAAACAACAGAACCAAAUACUCAAAAGCCAUCCGCCGUUGAUGGCUGCCUUUAUCAAGCCACGGAUUGUUCAUCGGCAACAACCUGGUCAACAUGGCGGAGGAGUCGGCGGCCCAUUGGCUCCUAAUCAACUUCAACAACAACCUGGUUUGCAGUAUAUGAUGUCUCAACAGCAACAGCCGCAGCAGCAACAACAGCAGCAAGGCAGACUACAGGCAAUGCUGUCACAAUGGUACAAGCAGCAGAUGCCAGCGAUGCAACAGAGACAACAACAGGCGGCCCAACAGCAGCAGCAACAGCAACAACAACAGCAGCUGCAACAACGAUUACAACAAGCGCAACUACUCAGGAGACGAAUAGCUGUGAUGAAUAUGAGACCAAGCGGGCCUAUGACAAGGUAGACGGUCAGUAGAUUUCAAAUGUCGUCAUAGGGAUCGGAGUUGCGAUGAAGCCCGGCGUCAGCACUCCGAAUUUACCGUCGCCACAUCAGCCGGGUAUUGGCCUGAAACCUGUAGCCCUAUUCUGUAACUUUUAACGACGAAUUCGUUAUCGUUAUGCGUCGUUGCGCAGCUAUUUUCCGAUAUGUUUUAGCUGCGCAACGACGCGUAACGAUAGCGAAUUAUAUUAUAAAUAAAUUUCUAAUAUAAAGAC
Molecule: messenger RNA, 2000 nt
Organism: Formica exsecta
Lineage: Eukaryota; Metazoa; Arthropoda; Insecta; Hymenoptera; Formicidae
Product: CREB-binding protein-like
Exons: 7
Coding region: 269-1750 (493 amino acids)
Biological process (GO): positive regulation of transcription by RNA polymerase II
Cellular component (GO): transcription regulator complex; nucleus; histone acetyltransferase complex
Molecular function (GO): zinc ion binding; histone acetyltransferase activity; transcription coactivator activity
Source: RefSeq, a predicted model, not a curated record